Messenger RNA from Symbiodinium natans, 300 nucleotides. NCBI's taxonomy places the organism in Eukaryota, Dinophyceae, Suessiales, Symbiodiniaceae. The record is from the annotation of a GenBank genome assembly.
AUGGGGCAGAGCUUCUGCCGCCGCCGCAUGCCCCUGGCGUCCGAGGUCGAGUCCGUGGAAGAGAAGGAACUGAGGAGCCGCAGCUCCAUCGCCACGGCCGCAGAGCGCCGGCAGGCUGAGGAGCGCUGCGAGCAGUGCGUGCUUGCGCAUUCCCGAGUUGGUCGUGAAAGUCUUGCCCAGUGCAAGACAGUGGGCGAGCUGGAAGAUUACGUGGCAGACCUGGAGGCCCGGGAGCGGCUGCUGGCGGGCUACGUGGGCGCGGACGAGCGGGAGCGCGAGGGCCUGGCGUCCAGCGGCUGA